Messenger RNA from Hyaloscypha bicolor E, 1500 nucleotides. Its product is annotated as putative Hydroxysteroid dehydrogenase-like protein 2. The transcript has 2 exons. The record is from RefSeq and is a predicted model, not a curated record. Gene Ontology annotation, molecular function: oxidoreductase activity. The coding region runs from base 339 to 1280 and encodes 313 amino acids. Lineage: Eukaryota; Fungi; Ascomycota; Leotiomycetes; Helotiales; Hyaloscyphaceae.
UGUGGGGGAUGGGGGCGCCCCGACACGCUCACUAAUCAGAUCACGGCCUCAAUUGCUGGGGAAUCCGAGACAAAAGAUCGUGGAACUUUAAGCUUGAAGUGAUGAGUGAUCAAGAAAGUUGGAGAAAGAGGAGGUUGUCAUCGUGAAAAGUAUGCUGGAAGUCACGAGAUCUCAUACUAAGCCGAGGUACAGGGCAUCACCCUUGAUCACUAAACCACAACGGCCGAACACAACCACGACAACCUCUCGAGCUCUAUAAGAGCAGAAUGGCACUGUACUCGGAGCUGCCUACCCAUAGGACCGCAUUAGACGGAUAUUCUUGAACUCAAUCAACAAUAAUGGCCAGGAAAAACAAGAUAGCAUUGGUUGUUGGUGCCUCGCGCGGCAUUGGCAGACAGGUUGCUAUUGACCUAGCAAAGAAUGGAUACGCAGUUGUCGUUGCAGCGAAAUCUACCUCAGACGCGUAUGCCACGAAGCCAUUCCCACCCGAUCCGAACUCCCUGCAAUCCACAAUCAGCACAGUCGAGCGAGAGAUCAGAGAAGCUGGCGGACAGGCAACUGCCAUUACAGUGGAUACGCGAGAUCCAGGGAGCAUCCAGAGGAUGGUGGAUCAAACCGUGAAAGUCUACGGCCACCUCGACGUCUUGAUCUACAAUCCAGGAGCUAUCUGGUGGGCAUCUGUAGAGAACACACCAACGAAGCGAUAUCAGCUCAUGCAAUCUGUCAAUGCGCUCGGUCUGUACGCUUCAGUGCAAUCCUCCCUGCCAUACUUCAAAGCCAAUGGCUGGAAAGGUCGGAUAAUCGUCGUUAGCCCACCGAUAUACUCGCGCUUCUUUCGAGGCAAAACUGCAUACGCCAUGGGGAAAGUUGGGAUGAGCGUUCUGACCAAGGGUUUGGCGAUGGAUUGGGAGAGAGAGGGGAAGAAAAAUAUGGCGAUAACUAGCAUCUGGCCAGCAUGUUCCAUUGAAUCUGCUGCGACGGGCCAGAUUACUAGGACCGAUCCGGAUUCUGUCAAAGAUCUGCGGAAGCCAACGAUAUAUUCGGAUGCUAUUCUUGCGAUGUUGGAGGCGCCUGUUGAGAGGGUCAAUGGGCAGUUGGAACUUGAUGAGGAUUUUCUCAGGGGUUACAAGGGCGUUACGGAUUUCUCGAAGUACUCUGUUGUCCCAGGGGCGGUGCCGAGAAGAAUCAUGCCGGCUGUGUUACCGGAUCUUACGGUCGCUGAGCAGGCGGAUGAGGGGAGGAGGACGGAUAGUACGAAGUUGAGAGCGUCGAAGUUGUGAAAAUAUCUUGAAUGCAUAUUUGUCCAGAAGAUGUCGCAAUUUCCCGGGGUAGCCUUUCUCAUCCCGUGCUUCAUCAUAGUUAGGUUGCCAGCUGCCUGGUGUGAUUCUCACGAAAUAACUUUCCAUGUCAAAGCCAGACACAGCGGUGACCCCUUGGAAAGUCUUGGAAUAGGGGUAAUUAUAAUAGCCCCUGAGUUAAGCGAGAGCUUAGAAAUUUGUC